Gambusia affinis (western mosquitofish) is the source of this 2879-nucleotide messenger RNA. RefSeq names its product arachidonate 12-lipoxygenase (gene alox12). The coding region runs from base 183 to 2195 and encodes 670 amino acids. Gene Ontology annotation, molecular function: protein binding; arachidonate 12(S)-lipoxygenase activity; iron ion binding. Gene Ontology annotation, biological process: linoleic acid metabolic process; lipid oxidation. The record is from RefSeq and is a predicted model, not a curated record. NCBI's taxonomy places the organism in Eukaryota, Metazoa, Chordata, Actinopteri, Cyprinodontiformes, Poeciliidae. The transcript is spliced from 15 exons.
UAGUGAAGAGUAGGAGUGACUGAGAGCUGCGCAGUUACUCAGCGGCUGUAGCCAGUUGAAUGUUCCUGCUGGAACUAUUCAGGAGGAGGAAGAGAGACGAAACAGAGCUCUGAGCUGAGAGGACGAAACCAGCAAGUAGUCAGGCGACGAGCUGGUUGAGAGGAAAUCUGCUGGAAAACAAGAUGGAGGUCUACACGGUCACCGUGGCAACUGGGACAUCAGAGUACUCAGGCACCAACAACUACAUCUUCAUGACGCUUAUAGGGGAAGAAGGGGAAAGUGAGCGCACCCUGCUGGACAACCCUGGACUUGAUUUCUGUCGAGGAUCAGUGGACCAGUACAAGGUGACCAGCAAGGAGCCUUUAGGGUCCCUCUUACUGGUUCGACUGGAGAAAGAAAAGUAUUUUGUUGAAGACAACUGGUUCUGUCGUUAUGUGACAGUGGAACCUCCAGGAGAAAAACGACUUUUGACAUUCCCAUGUUACCGCUGGCUUGUAGGAAAUGCCAGGGUGGAAAUAAGAGAAGGAACAGCACAGACCCUGGUGGAUGACUCCUCAGCAAAGUUGCUGCAACACAGGAAGGCGGAGUUGCAAGAGAGACAAAAUACCUUCAGGUGGGUAACGUGGGCCACUGGGAUUCCUAGAUGUGUUGAUGCCAAAACAGAAACUGACUUACCCCAAGAUGUUCGCUUCGACAACGAGAAGAGAAGUGAUUUUGAACAUUCAUUGCAAUAUGCCUUGCUUGAGCUGUCCCUGAAGAAGCUGGCCAUCACUUUUGGGAAAUCAUGGAGUGACCUGGAUGACUUCAAACGCAUCUUCUGGAAACUGAGGAGCCCAAUAGCUGAGUACUGCAUGGAUCACUGGAAGGAGGACUGGCUCUUCGGCUACCAGUGUUUGAACGGCAGCAACCCAAGAAUGAUCAGGAAGUGUUCGGUUCUGCCAGGAAACUUCCCCGUCACAUCAGAUAUGGUCCAGAGCUCAAUGCCAGCAAAAACCAACCUGGACAAAGAACUCAAGGCGGGAAACAUAUUCCUGCUGGACUACGCCAUCAUGGACGGGGUUCCUGCAAACACAAUCAAGGGCAAACCUCAGUUCAUCGCUGCUCCGCUCUGCCUCCUGUACCAGCAUCCAGAUGAAGGACUCAUUCCUAUUGCAAUCCAACUGGAGCAGACUCCAAACCUGGACAUGCCCAUAUUCCUGCCCAGAGACCCUCCUCUGGCCUGGCUGCUGGCCAAGAUGUGGGUUCGCCACUCAGAAUUCCAGGUUUUCCAGCUUCUGUCUCACCUGCUCCGGACUCACCUGGUGGUGGAGGUGUUCUGUGUCGCAACUCUUCGACAGCUGCCUGCGGUCCACCCCAUAUACAAGCUCCUGGCUCCUCAUCUGCGCUACACACUGGAGAUCAACUGCAGGGGGCGAACUCAGCUCAUCUCUCCCAACGGCAUUUUCAAACGAGUUGUGUCUACAGGCGGUGAUGGCCUCCUGAUUCUUGCCCAGAGGGAAUUCAAGGUGUUGACAUAUCGCUCCCUUCAGCCACACUUUGACUUCACUGAUAGAGGGGUGUUUCAGGUCCCCAACUAUUUCUACAGAGAAAAUUCCCUGAUGCUGUGGGAAGCCAUUCAUGGUUUCGUCUCAGAUAUGGUGAGUCUGUACUACCACACAGACCAGAAUGUGGAGGAGGACCCGGAGCUGCAAGCCUGGAUCAAAGACAUAACAGAGGAAGGCUUCACUGAACUUCCCAACUUUGGUCUGUCAAAUAAACUCUGCAGCAAAGAGGAACUGUCCACUGUACUGGCUGUGGUCAUCUUCACGAGCACAGCUCAGCAUGCCGCAACUAACAAUGGACAGUUUGACUGGUGUGCCUGGGUUCCCAACACCCCAUGCACCAUGAGACUCCCCCCACCGUCAGAUAAAGAUGCUGUUACCAUGGAAAUGAUCAUGGCCUCCCUUCCUGAUGUGGGCCAGUCCUGUGUGCAGAUGGCGAUCACAUGGCAUCUGGGACGAGCGCAGCCAGACGCAAUUCCUUUGGGCCAGUACACACAGGAACUCUUCACCGAGUCUCUGGCCCUGGAACUGAUUGAAACGUUCCGGAUGAAGCUGAAGGAGAUCGAGAAACAGAUCCUGGAUCAGAAUGCAGGACUGGACCUCCAGUACCUCGUCCUUCUGCCCAGCCGCAUAGAAAACAGCAUCACCAUAUAGAAACACAUUCGAUGUCUAUUCUUUGUCUAUCUUGAGCAGUGUUUGAUUUCUUUUGAAACUUUGAAGAAAAAGGAACCAGACUGUCUGUCUGAUGCAGUAAAGGAUGGUGAUGGAUUUCAUCAAACAUGGCGAUAGGUUUAUUUAAUCCAAAAAAUCUAAGCUUUAUGCUAAGCUGUUAGCAUGAUUAGGUGAGUGGUUCUAUUAAAACUGUUGCAACAUUUUUAAAGAAUCCAUAAUUAUGAACCAAGAAACGAUGCUGUGUUUGGGUGAUAACCAAGCAAAGCAUACAUGAGAAGGCUUGACAUGGCUGGUAUUUUUACAAUGUUCUGGGAAUAACUUACAUGUUUCUCUGGCGUCUGACAGUUUAUCAAAACAGGGAACAAAGGCGACCAAACAUAUUCAAUCAUAUUCAAUAUGUUAUGUGUUCCAAUGAGUAAAACUACCUUUUGAAAAGAAUCUAAGCAUGUAAUCAACCUGCUUUUCGUUUAGUGCACAUAAGUAUAUUGCAAUGACUUUAUUGAUCUGAUAAAAUAUUUGAAUCUUAAAUGUUUUCAUUAAGCUAUAAUUAGAAAGUUGUUGUGGUUAAUAAAAAUAAAGGCUAAAAAACAUCAGUCUGUGUGGAAUUAACCUACAUGAUUUGCUUCACUUGAUGGAUUGAGCAGCUAAAAUAAAGUUACAUUUCAA